UCACAGAGCCUCCAGUGAAAACUAUCUGAGAGAAGUUUAUCUUGGCACUGCAGUUGCCUCAGUGGUUCAGGGGAACAUGGCUUCUCUGUGAACUGAAGAGGCUCAGUCACCAAAAGACUCUGGAUCUGCACUGCUGUAGGAGAUGACCAUUGUGAGGCGUAUCUCCUGGUCUUGUCGAUAAAGUCGAGUCUAUAUUUGUGAGCCAGUAUGGGGGACUGGAACUUGUUGGGGAAGCUUUUGGAGAGCGCCCAGGAACACUCCACCGUUGUGGGCAAAGUCUGGCUGACAGUGCUGUUCAUUUUCCGCAUCCUGGUGCUGGGAGCUGCCGCUGAGAAGGUGUGGGGUGACGAGCAGUCUGGCUUCACCUGUGAUACCAAGCAGCCCGGUUGUCAGAACGUCUGCUAUGACAAGACCUUCCCCAUUUCUCACAUUCGCUUCUGGGUGAUGCAGAUCAUCUUUGUCUCCACGCCAACUCUCAUUUAUCUGGGCCACAUCCUUCAUCUGGUCCGCAUGGAGGAAAAGGAAAAGCAGAAAGAGAAGGACCUUGCCAUCCAGCAUGAAAAGCAGCAGCAGUUACUUGGCAACAAGGCCAAGAAGGCUUCUGUUAAAGACAACCAGGGUCACGUGCGUUUGCAAGGUGCACUGCUGCGAACCUACGUCUUCAACAUUAUUUUCAAGACCCUGUUUGAAGUGGCGUUUAUUGUUGCUCAGUACUUCCUGUAUGGCUUUGAGCUCAAGCCGAUGUACACCUGCGACCGCUGGCCUUGUCCUAACGUGGUGAACUGCUACAUCUCCCGACCCACUGAGAAGACAGUCUUCAUCCUCUUCAUGCUGGCGGUGGCCUGCAUCUCACUGCUGCUCAACCUGGUGGAAAUGUACCAUCUAGGUUUCACAAAGUGCCACCAGGGGCUCCGCUACAGACGAUCACAGGCUGCGAGCGAGGCCCCCAAGCACCUAACCGAGGCGGUCAUGCCCUUCGUACCGAGCUACAACUACUUUGCUGGUCAUCCUGCAGUGCCUGAGCCUUUCCCUACAGACUCAAAGUACAGCAUGGCAGAGCCAAACUCCGCUUACAGCCCCUACAACAGCAAAGUGGUUUACAAGCAGAACAGAGACAAUAUGGCUGUGGAGAGGAAAGGUAAAUCGGAGGGAGAUGAUGCGAAGGAGAGGAAAACCUCCAGCCCUGUCUUUGAGAUGCCCGUUGAAAAUCAGCGCAGAAACAGUCAGUCAAGCAAACACAGCAACAACAAGAGCAGGCUGGACGACCUGAAGAUCUAAGGAACCUUCUGUUUCCAUCCAAGACUCAGGAACAACACACAUUAGCUUAAAAAAAUAUUUGCAUGAGAAUGGAAAAAACUGUUGAGCGAACAGAUUACGACUGUGAUCAGUUGGCAAGUCAAGAUUUGAGAGCACACAGGGACAGCUUUGUAAGCAUAGAGCGAGUAUUGAGUGCAUGUUUGAGAAUUCUUCAGCUCACAGGACUUUUUAAUGUUAAAGGUUAUUUACCCAUAGGCAUAAGAAGAAAAUAUAAAGGGCUCUUAUGGUAAAAAUCUUAUGGGGAAACUCUUCUCUCACAAUGAGUUUGCAAGUGAUCAGUGCAAAUUCAAAGACAAAGAGCAAAAAAGCUCCAUUGCUCACUCAAAUCACAAGUCUUAAUUCCUCUUUCGGCAUCGCAAUAAAAACUAAAAGCUCACACUUCCUGGUUAAAGCACAAAGCAGUGUUGUGCGUUCACAAGACUCCCCCUGCAUUAUCUAAAAUGUGGACUUGCAGAUUGAUUUACACUCAAAUUUGUUUCCCCCACUCUCAGUAGUUUAGAUCUUCUAUAUUUGUGGGUGAUGAAGAUGCAGAUUACUUGAGAUUUUUUUUGUUUACAAGCAGUUUACUUAAACUGAAACUGUGAGGUGCAUGAUGUCAUGAAAAGAUGUCAAAACAAAAGCAAAAAGGUGUUGUUACUCUUGUGUACAUAUGUUACAGACAUGAAUUUCUUACUGCUAUUUGAACAUGUUUUUCCAUUAAACAAUCAAAUAUCGGCAAUAAAAAUCA
Molecule: messenger RNA, 2044 nt
Organism: Toxotes jaculatrix (banded archerfish)
Lineage: Eukaryota; Metazoa; Chordata; Actinopteri; Toxotidae
Gene: gja2
Product: gap junction protein, alpha 2
Exons: 2
Coding region: 208-1278 (356 amino acids)
Biological process (GO): cell communication
Cellular component (GO): connexin complex
Source: RefSeq, a predicted model, not a curated record